CGGGCUCCCCCCGAGGCGGCGGCGGCGGAGCGCGGGGCCCGGGCGCGGCCCCCACCCCCUUUCUUCCUCUGCUCGGGAGGCGACCAUGCGGCAGGUAAAUCCUCCCCGCGCCCGGAGCGGGGGCCCGGGACGUGGCGGCGGGGCUGCGGCUGCCUCGGCCGCUCGGGCGGAGAGAGAAAGGGGGGCGGCAGGGAGGGUCGGGGCGCGGCGGGCCCGAGGCGCACGGAGCUGCCCGGUGCCCGCGCUCGCAGCUCCCCCGGCAGCCUCCGUGCCGGGAGCGAGGGCGGCUUUGGGCGCGCCGCGGGCCUGCCCAGCUCGCCCGGCCGCUCCCGGUGCGGCCACGUGGAGGGAGCGGGGCAGGAGCCGGCCCGGCCCGUGUGCGGGGCCCGCGGGACUUGGCGGCAGUACCGGGACGGGGCAUGGCCAGCAGGGCAGGCGAUGAGGUCUUGCAGGGCUUGCGGUUGGGAUUUAGCGCUAACAGCUGCGGGAAGAUCGUUCGGGCUGUAACCUGCACGGAACCUUAAAUAAGGGUAGGAUCUUGUACCGUAACACCAAGGGAGCCUGUGAUAACCUCGAGCCUGAUACAGAACUGAGAAAUGCACACUGGAGGACCUGGUUAGUUUUCAGACGAGCGGAAGCAGUUGUCAUCUAGUUAACAAAAGUAAUUCCUGGCAUGUUCCAGUGGGAGAGAAAGGAAACAGAGAUGAAGGUACACAUGCACACAAAAUUUUGCAUCAUUUGUUUGCUGACAUUUAUUUUUCAUCAGUGCAAUCAUUGCCAUGGAGAUGGACACAACAAUGGUCCCAAAAAGGAUCGUGUACACGACCAUAAUGACUAUCAGAUCUCAAAUGAAUCAUACUUCCAGAAUGGAGGAACAGAAUCUAUGCCCAGUAAAUUUUCAACGUUGGAAGCAGAAAAUGAACAAAAAUACUACAUUGAAAAGAUUUUUGAUCGCUAUGGUGAAAAUGGAAGAUUAUCUUUUUUUGGCCUGGAAAAACUGUUAAUAAGCCUUGGUUUGGGAGAGGUAAAAGUAGUGAUGAUAAAUCAUGAUGAUAUUGGCCAUGAUCAUGUUUCUCACUUGUAUGCUUUGGAAGUACAGGAAGGAAAGCAUUUUCAUCCUCAUAACCAUGCUCACAGCCACUCAGAUUCAGAAAACCAGACCACGGUUGGUGUGUCUGCAAAGAGAAAUCAUAAAUGUGACACUGAGAGAGACACGGCGGUGCCCUCGGUGAAGGAGGACGGCAAACACGUUCACAACCAGAGCCGCCGCCACCACCACCACCACCACUCGCGCCCGCACCGGCACGAGCACAACGGCACGCGGCACUCGCGCAACGAUUCCGUCAGCCACGGCGACCCCGCGGAGCAGAGCCACGAGCCUGCCACCGAGACAAACACCACCCAGGAGCAGCCGGAACGGAAACAGCGCAAGCAGAAGAAGAAGCAGAAGAAGAUCAGCGAGACGUCGGGAGACGCCACGUGGGAUUACGCCCCGGAGCACGAUCCCGGCGAUCAGUACGAGCACAACCGCGUUCACAAACACGACCAUGUCCACGAUGCCUCUCACUUGCACGUGCACCACCACGAGCACAGCGGUGACCGCUCUGCCGGCCACGGCCACCAGGAUGGCAGCUUGGGCAGUGCCAGCGGGCACCGCCACACCAGCAAGCGAGAGGCCUCGCACAAGCAGAUCAGCGUGAGGAAACACGCGCUUCCUGCGGCACGCGGUCGCAAGGAUCACAGUGAAGAUGAGCACAAGCAUGAAGAGUGCUUGAAUGCUACCCAGCUGCUACGGUACUAUGGUCUGGAAGCCAGCUCUCUAAUAUCUCCUGAGCUCUUCGUGUACAUGUGUCCUGCUUUGCUCUACCAGAUUGAGAGAAGGCUUUGUAUUCUACAUUAUGAUGAGCUGGAAGAUUUUACAAGAAAUAAAAAUGCAUCAGUUGAGAAUAAAGAUAAAACAGGUGCAUCAGCCUGGUUUUGUGGUAUCAUCUCUAUCACCGUCAUUAGCCUGCUUUCCUUGCUAGGUGUGAUCUUGGUUCCCAUCAUUAACCAAUGGUGCUUCAAAUUUCUUCUAACUUUCUUGGUAGCUCUGGCUGUAGGAACAAUGAGUGGAGAUGCACUGCUCCAUCUCUUGCCACAUUCCCAUGGAGGCCACAACCACAGCCACCACCAUGGCCAAGGCCACGUGCACGAGCACAGGCACUCGCACCGGCACGGCCACGCGCACGCGGCGCACGCCGAGAGCUUCCUGCAGGAGAACGAUCCCGUGCUCAAAGGGCUCUUGGCACUUGGAGGCAUUUAUGUUCUCUUCAUCAUUGAGCACUGCAUAAGAAUGUACAAACAUUACAAUAAACAAAAGAGUAAGCAGAAAUGGUGCAAAAAACCCCAGACUGAAGAAUCACCAAUUGGAAGGAAACUUUCUGAUCACAAAUUAAAUAACAGACCAGAUGCUGACUGGCUUCAGCUGAAACCCCUUGCAGGAGCAGACGACUCAGUUUUGUCUGAAGAUCGCCUGAAUGAAACUGAACUGACUGACUUGGAUGGGCAGCUGGAGCCCCCUGCCAAAAACUACCUGUCUGCAGAAGAGGAGAACAACCUGCGGCACUCUCACAACGACGUCUCCCACGCCGCCCAAGAGCACGAGCUGCACGAUUCCGAGUAUGACAGCCAUGGCGAAGAUAAAAUGAUAGCUAGAAAACACAGUCACCACUGGCAUCACAAACAUUCCCAUCAUUCCCAUGGCCACUGUCAUUCUGGAAAAGACCUGAAAGAUACUGGGAUAGCUAAUAUUGCUUGGAUGGUAAUUAUGGGAGAUGGCAUUCACAACUUUAGUGAUGGCUUAGCAAUCGGAGCAGCUUUUAGUGCUGGACUGACAGGGGGAAUUAGUACAUCUAUAGCAGUAUUUUGUCACGAGCUUCCCCAUGAAUUAGGUGACUUUGCGGUGCUGCUGAAGGCAGGGAUGACAGUGAAGCAGGCCAUCGUGUACAACCUGCUGUCAGCCAUGAUGGCCUACAUCGGGAUGCUGAUCGGCACGGCCGUGGGGCAGUAUGCCAACAACAUCACCCUCUGGAUCUUCGCCGUCACCGCCGGCAUGUUCCUCUACGUGGCCCUGGUCGACAUGCUUCCAGAAAUGCUUCAUGGAGAUGGAGAUAAUGAAGAGCAUGGUUACUGUCCUGUGGGGCAGUUUAUUCUUCAGAAUCUAGGCCUGCUUCUUGGAUUUGCCAUCAUGCUGGUGAUUGCCCUCUAUGAAGACAAAAUAGUGCUUGACAUCCAGUUUUGACCUGAUGCUGAUGCUAAACAUGUAUUGUGUGCCACUUGCAGCAUAAACUACUGAAGAAUUGUGGCUGUGAAUUUGUGCAAACUCUUUUAACAAGAGAAUCCAUGUGGGAAUUUCUCCAUUUUUUAAAAUUAUUAUUUUGGACUGUUUUCUCCUCUUCAUGUUAAACCAAGGUGCAAGAUGCUAGUAGCUGCAGCUGGACACAAGGGUUAAAUUAUGCUCUGUGUAUGUUGUACUGGUAGGGUAUUUACGAUACUGUAACAGCGCGUCAAAUCCGUUCCUACAAUGCCUUGAUAUCAGACAUUGUGACACCAGCCAUUUCUGGCAGUAAAGAAUAUGUAAGAAGAUUUCUACUUCCAGUAUAAAGGAGUUCAUUUCUAUGAUAUUUUUUUACAAUUUUGGUAUUUAAAUUAGAUUAUUAAAAAGCAGAUGUGGUAGAACCAUGGUAUGUGUCAUUUAGAAGAAUAGACUGAAAAUUUGGGCCUUAACUUGCUGGGACCAGCUGUCCUAAAUCAGAUUGUGCUGACAGGCAUUUAUUGCCAGACAUGAGUUAGUUCUUCUUGUACCCAUCCCCUUAACAAAAAAUAAAUGGUGAGUUUGUGGGGAGUGCAAGUUGAUUCUGUAGUACCAGUCCUAAGCAUGGUAGUAGCUUUUUUUCCAAACACCCAGUUUGUCUCUCUCCUGUGUAUGCCAGGUAAAAGCUGUACUUUGACUGUGUGCCGUAAGUUUUAAAGUUCCGGUCUGCUUGGUGCCAGUGUAGCUGCUAAAAACACUACUCCUAACGCCUUUAAUGAGAGCCAGUGGGUCUCUGCAUUCCAUUUCAAGUUCCUGUGUUUCCUGUGGCCCUUUACUUCAGAAGCUUCAUUGGUCAGUUUAGCUUUUACUGAGAGCAGCUCAUGUGUUUUAAAGGUAUCAGUUGGUUGCCAGUAUUUGUUCCUAAUGCAGUAUCAGGAAACAGUAUUAAGGGUCCAUUUCAAAGAAGGGUGCAGUUUCUUCAGUGAAGAAGCCAAAAGCCCAGAGUUCAGGCACGCAGCCAUUUGAUGUUCUGAACUCAGGUUUUCUUUUUUCCUCUUUAAACCUAUUUAGUGUAGAACCCUAAUUAGCAAACACACUGUUGUUAGCUUCAGAUUGCUGAAUUUCUGGCAGUGUAAAACUCCUGGAUGACAUUUUUGCAUAGUGCCCAUGUUAAGUCAAUGAGACAAAACUUCCUGGAUACCUUCUGAAGAUCUGAGUUUAAACAAUCUCUGUUUCUUUUGUAUUAAACUGACUGACUUAAGAUUUUUUCUUUUCUGUUAAUUCUGAAAUAUAAGGGGGUCAUUAUGCAGCUGAUGUUUUGUCAAAUGAUUUUUUUAAGAUUUAUUUCUCUUAACUCUUUUCAAAUGAAGAUUUCUGUAUUUCCAGUAGUAUAUUUACUGUUGUAUUAGUUGGAAUGUGGUUAUAGCUCAAUACACUGCCUCUGUAGGAAAAUAGUUAACUUCCUUCCAAGACCAUCUUCAGACAAGGGAAAAACAUGGUCGUUGAAGGUAGGUACUGUAUUUUUCAUGGAAUAUAGAUUGUUUACUUUUAUUUUCUAGUAUUUAUUGCAAGUGUAACAGAGCAGUGUAACAGCUGUGACUUCUCUAUAUUUCCACCAGUAUUGAAUUCCAGAUGAUUCUAAUGUACACUUUUGAGUUACAGACAAUCUGAAUUCCACUACAUUUCUACUUGGCUUCAACAUUCCAUUUGGCUUGAAUCCAGAGUCUCAUUUAACUUGUAUUUGUUGGAGGGCAUAAAUGUUACUUGUAUAUUUUACAAUGCUGUCACUGUGUGACAUCCCAUGUGAAUUCUGAUGUAAAUCACAUUGCACUCAAUCCGCUGUGAUUAUGCUUAGAAAAUGUUGUAGUUGCUAGAUGCAGUGUGAUUAUUUUUUUAUUAUUUUUUUCUUUCCUCUCCCCAUUAACAACUGAGUCUAUGGUUUAAAAUGUGAUAAUGGUCCAAUAAGAUAACUUGCUGAGCUAUUGGUUUUUUUUGUUAUAACUAAAUCAUUUUUAAAAAAUUUUAUAAAGCUGGAAAUUAUCAAAUGCUGUUUUGUUCAUUGUCAACAGUGUUGUGUUCAUUUUAUGUAUGUUCCUUAUACAUAAGGAGCCUUCAGAAAAUAAAAAAAAAAU
Messenger RNA from Passer montanus (Eurasian tree sparrow), 5424 nucleotides. RefSeq names its product solute carrier family 39 member 10 (gene SLC39A10). The transcript is spliced from 13 exons. Gene Ontology annotation, biological process: intracellular zinc ion homeostasis; positive regulation of B cell receptor signaling pathway; zinc ion import across plasma membrane. The record is from RefSeq and is a predicted model, not a curated record. The coding region runs from base 674 to 3280 and encodes 868 amino acids. Gene Ontology annotation, cellular component: membrane. Gene Ontology annotation, molecular function: zinc ion transmembrane transporter activity. NCBI's taxonomy places the organism in Eukaryota, Metazoa, Chordata, Aves, Passeriformes, Passeridae.